Trypanosoma brucei brucei TREU927 is the source of this 3813-nucleotide messenger RNA. Its product is annotated as damage-specific DNA binding protein, putative. Gene Ontology annotation, molecular function: nucleic acid binding; protein binding. The transcript has a single exon. Gene Ontology annotation, cellular component: nucleus. The record is from RefSeq and is a predicted model, not a curated record. Lineage: Eukaryota; Euglenozoa; Kinetoplastea; Trypanosomatida; Trypanosomatidae. Bases 1 to 3813 code for a protein of 1270 amino acids.
AUGCCGUUUUUGGCGUCGACGACUAAACCCCCGACAGCAGUCAGUGGUGCGGUGACAGGAAAUUUCUUGGGGGAUGGGGAGAAACUUGUUCUCCUUAGUCGGUUAAACAUUGUUUCGCUAUUCAGGGCAGAUGAUCACUCUUUUGAGCACGUAGCCGAUUUUAGCUUGUUCGCUUCUCUAAGAUUUGUCGAGAGCCUUCCGCUUUUCGACAAUAGAGGCUGUGGUCGGCAUGUUGUGUUUUUCCUCUCCGUCAAGCAGGAGGUGUCAGUCGUAGCGUUCGAGCGGCGCAACAAUGGGCUCAUUGGUAUGGUGACUCUAUUCCACGGUGAUGUGGAGACGUACUUCCAUCAGGGGAAGAUUAACGACGCUUCUCUGUGUUGCUCCGGAGUCUAUCGAUCGACCACUGGUAAUUUACUGCCAAUUGUGAUCUUCUCCAUUUACCGUGGCGGAGUGAUUGGAUUUGACGUUGCUGCCGCCAUAUCUGGUUACAGCCGAGACUCGAAGACGGCGGCCGCGGCACUCAACGCCCUUUUCCCAUCAGAUUACGUACAGGGCGUGUUGAAGAAGACGAAACGACGCUCCAAUUUUGCCCAUGGAAAUUUUGCUGCUGCCGAAAUAGAUGUUAGGAGUAUUGCGUUAGACCACAGGGAUGGUAUUGAUGGCGCGGUGUCUCUGCUCGUGCUCUAUGCGGACUUGACCGGAAAGACACACGUCAGCGAGUACUUGGUUAACUUUUGGAGAAAUGCUGAUCAGCGUCGGGUACCUAAAACACAGGGCCGAUCGCGGAUCCCAGAGGCCUUGAAUAUACUUCCUGGAGGUGACAUAAUUCAGAGGAAAGGGCUUCUAUCAACAAGUGUGGAGACAAAUGCAUGCCUACUGCAUGUGGUUCCCGAUGGUUUUUUCAUUCUUGGACCACAGCUUCUGAACUUUUGCUCUUGGAAGUCAUCUGGUGUUCAAUCCGGCUCUUCGAAGAAUGUGACGACGCUUGAGGUUCCCCGUCUUGGCGCAUAUGUUGAACCGGUGUGUUGUGCUACCCUUCCUGGUCAGGAGUUACUUAUUUUGUUCGAAGAUGGGAGUUAUCUUAAGGUCUCGGUAAGGGAUGAUUGUGAGGGAUUAAAUUCAGGGAAAAGUAUGUUAAGUCAAUCUUCGGGGGCGCCUUUACGUACCAUACCGAAGUGUGUAGCGGUUGUGGGAGAGUGCUGCGUUGUUGGUUCGCACAUGGACCACACUCUCUGGAUGCGUUGGCUCACGGGUGAGAGCGGGGUUUUGGUCUACAACUGUGGGCCUGUAUUUGAUGUCACAGUGGCUGCGGAUGGGUCUCGCACCAGUGUGAUUGCGGGCACUGGUGUUGGGUUGAACGGUGGUUUGAGUUUCGUGCGCUCUGCAGUAAGCGUGCGACAAGACAUACGUGUUACCGGUUUGCAGAAUGUGAGGCAAAUUAGCGUCUCUGAAGAUACUAUUAUUUUUUCACUUCCCGGAUAUAGCCGAGUUUGUCGCUACUGUGUGGGGGAGACGAUGGUGCUGGAAGAAAUCCACAAUACGUUUUUUGGGACAGAAGAGACGUUACUUCUCGAAUACAACAAUGAACGAAAUGUUUUCCUCCAGGUGACCACUGCCGGUCUUCGGAAUGUGUGGCCUGAUCGUGGCGAAUAUGUCAUUAGGGUAAUUAAUAAUGAUAUUGGUCACGCCCAUGCAAGCGAAGGGCUGCUUGUUUUCUCGAACCCUGCGAACUUAUACGUGUUUUGUAUGAAAACACUGACUCCGGUAGCUACUCUCUGCCUUGCAGAUGCGAUCUCAUGUCUUUUGGUUUUUUCGUCAAGCAGUCUUUUGGUCGGUACGUGGGGUUCAUGCGCCGUACAUCUUUACGAGUUGCAUGACGGGAUGAUUCAGUCGAAGGUCAUUUUGCAGUGUUCUGCCACGCCGUGCUCCAUGUGUGUAGUAUUUCACAGCGGAGGACACCGCCUUCUUGUGGGUUUGCAUAACGGUUACGUUGCUGAUGUUCCUAUCAGUGGUGCAAACGUGUGUGGGGAAAUGGUGGAGACGAUGUUAACUACACAGCCCGUGCGACUAUUUAAUUUAGAGAGUCAUGCCGCCGUUUUGUGCCUAGGAGAGAUUCCACUUAUUCUUAUCGUUACCAACACCGGCUUCCAGUUAACAGGAAUUGAUUUCCGUGACGUUUCUGCGUGCGCAAUCAUGCCGAAAAUGCGGUCGCCGUCCAGGUACAUAUUCUUCUCCAAGAGUGAGUGUGCGCUCAUUUUAGGAAGCAUCACUAGUGUACAGAAACUAAACACGGAUUACGUUGGUUUGAAGGCGACGGCAACAUGUGUCAAGUACAUGCCCUGGUGGAAUGUCCUCGUUUUGUCCAUACGCCGAAUUGAAAAAGACCAGGUAGUGUCCACGAUGGGGCAUGAGGUUUCGAAUCUGUCAGUUUUGCUUGAUGAGCCUAACUCAUUUGAGCUGCUCGAAAAUGAACGGUGUGCGUUUAUCGAUUGUGUCGCACUUGGGCAGGCGAAUGAAUGGGGUUCUUGCGGUGAGGUGGCAAGUGAUGCGGGUGUUGUGCUUAUUGGUACGACAUUUGUUUUUCCAGACGAGCAACUCUCUCGGUCGAGCAGGUUCAUGUGGUGCACUGUCGAAGUAGCUAAGUUAAGAACAGAGAAAACGCUUCUGCGACUGCAAGGGAGCAAAGAUGUAGAAGGGGCGCUGCAGUGUUGUUGUAUCGUGCCCAACUAUGCGGGUCGGGUUGCAUUAGGCAUAGGUGGUUGUGUGGUGCUCUACAGCUGGAAUGCGGCGGAUGCCACGUUUGUGGCUGAGGAGACGAUUCAAAUUGGAACGCUCAUAGUCCGUCUUAUACCAGUGAUGCAGAAGGAAGUGUCGUACAUUGUCGCGUCAGACGCACGGCAUAGCUGUUUUUUUGUCCGGAUAGAUACCAUACAGGGGAGCCUCAACAUUGUAGCCAGGGAUCCUGAAUUGCGCGGUGUUAUGGACUGCGCCAUACUCCAGUACGAAUCUCGCCACGAUGUGUGCCUUGGGGAUGAUUUAUUCAAUUUUUUUUGUGUCUCUCACGUUGAGCCACUUGCAAAUUCCUCAGGAGUGUCAGCACCUGCGAUGCCCACCAAAAAGCUUCAGACAACUGCACAGUAUCACAUGGGCGACUUGAUAACUGUAAUGCACCAGGGUAGUUUUGCCCCUUGUUCAGUUCUAAAUGAUGUUGUGCCUAUACCUGCAACCCUCGUGCGAGGCGUGUGUGGGCCUCAAAUUGUGUAUGGAACCUCUCAUGGGGCUUUCGGUGCAAUAACGCCCAUUUCCAGUGAAACAUUUAUCCUUCUGAAAGGACUCGAGGUUUCUGUCGCCAGCGUCGUUCCUCCGCUUGGUGGGUUCACUCAUGCCUCUUUCCGCGAGGUGCUCCGCGUUGGACAGGAACGUGGCGCCAGCAGGAACGCUUCCUUUCAGGUGACCAACCCUCAGGCCACCGAACUGUUUAAUCGGCGCCGCCGCCGUUGUGUUCCGCGCGGUGUGUGCUGCGGCGAUGUGGUGGAAAUGUUUCUGACGCUAAGCGGUGGGGAUCAGCUGCGGGUUGUUCAGGAGGCUAACCAACAUGUUAGGCGGUGGUUUGCAUAUGCUUGGCCGACUCUAGAAGAGUAUGCCAUGUCAGAUUUAGACGAUUUUUCGUCUAACCAGGGGGAUGAGCUUGCGCCAGACCGCAUUGUUGAUGCCGAGAUAAAUUCCCUUCUAUUGAGGCAGGCCCUGCCUACGCUGUCACUCACAGUUGAGGCCGUGACUGCGUUUAUACAAACCAUCCAAAGAAUUCACUAG